Messenger RNA from Boleophthalmus pectinirostris (great blue-spotted mudskipper), 1482 nucleotides. RefSeq names its product prolyl 4-hydroxylase, transmembrane b (gene p4htmb). The coding region runs from base 1 to 1482 and encodes 493 amino acids. Lineage: Eukaryota; Metazoa; Chordata; Actinopteri; Gobiiformes; Gobiidae. The record is from RefSeq and is a predicted model, not a curated record. Gene Ontology annotation, biological process: peptidyl-proline hydroxylation to 4-hydroxy-L-proline. Gene Ontology annotation, cellular component: endoplasmic reticulum. Gene Ontology annotation, molecular function: calcium ion binding; L-ascorbic acid binding; iron ion binding. The transcript has 9 exons.
AUGACUGGCACCCAGAGCAGCCAGGAUGGUGAUGGACCGGGUACAUCGGGGAGCGCGACCUUGCCACUCAACCCGCAGACCGAGCGCCUGUGCAACAAAACUAGCAUUUGCUCUCGGUCCUAUUUUGUGGUUGUAAUGGUGUUUUUUCACGUAUACAUAAUUAAUGUAAUAGCACUGUUAUUCUACGUGCACUACAGCAGCGGACAAGAAGAAGAUAACCAAAGUCGUGACACUCAUGACACUGACCACUCGCGCAUUAACUCAAGAGAGACGCCAUCAAAAGUUGAAUACCAACGUGAUUUUUCACUUCCAAGAAUCGAGGGUAUAAGGGUUGGACAUGUCCAGAAGGUGUCAUUGACACGUGGACAAGAUCAUCUCAUGCGGACACUUAGUAUGAAGCCUCUUCUAUUUGAAAUCUCAGACUUUUUAUCUGAGGAUGAAUGCCAAGUUGUAAUGCAGCUGGCUCAACUGAAAGGUUUAAUGGAAAGCCAGCUUAUGGUUCAAGGAGACCAUGAAGAACUGGUAAAGGAACUAAACCUUAGCCCAGAGGAGAUCUUCAACCUUCUGGACAUAAAUCAGGAUGGACAGUUGCAGCAUACUGAGAUAUUGACACACUCCCGAGUGAGGGAUGGUAUUUGGUUAACACCAGAUACUUUGAGGGAAAUAUAUGCAGGUCUAGAAGUUGACAAGAAUGGUGAUGGUUUGCUGAGUAUAGAGGAAUUUAGACUACUGAGUAGUGAUGCCUUCCAGCGCUUCCUGCAGCAACAAGGGGUCAAGAAAAGUCAGCUUGUGAGAAAUAGCCGGCAUACAUGGCUUUACCAGGGCGAAGGAGCACACAAGGUCCUUCAAGAUAUCAAAGAGAGAGUAAUCAAACUAACACGGCUCCCACCUGCCUUAGUGGACCUGAGUGAGCCUUUACAAGUGGUUCGUUAUGAAGAGGGCGGACAUUAUCACGCCCAUCAUGACAGUGGACCAGUCUACCCUGAAACAGCCUGUACGCACACCAGACUAGCAGCAAACACCUCCACUCCUUUUGAAACAUCAUGCCGGUACAUCACAGUUCUCUUCUACUUGAACUCUGUUGAAGGGGGUGGGGAGACCGCAUUCCCUGUGGCAGACAACAGGACCUAUGAUGAAGUGUCAUUAAUACAGAAUGAUAUAGAUCUUCUGGACACCAGGAAGAACUGUGAUAAGAGUAACCUAAGAGUGAAGCCAACAAAAGGGACAGCUGUUUUCUGGUACAACUAUCUCUCAGAUGGAAAAGGCUGGGUAGGGGAGCAGGAUGAAUAUGCUCUCCAUGGCGGCUGUGUGGUCACCCAUGGCACUAAGUGGGUUGCCAAUAAAUGGAUCAACAUUGAUCCAGAUUACCAGCGCCAGGCUCGGUAUCAGCAGCUGGUCUCACAGCACCAGAAGCACAGUGAUGACGACAGUUCAGUUGUAUCUUCUGACACUCCUAUUUCUGAUAUCCACCAAGACUUGUAG